CUUUAAUAAUGCCUUGUGCCUGCUCCUUGCAGGAGCUGAGCAGAGGAAGAUUUCAAGGAAAGAGACUGGACCAGAGUGGAGGACAAUCCCUGUGACCUGAGGUGCAUGAAGCAACAACAGUUCCUCUGUUUACUCCCAGUCAUGGGCCAGCUGUUCUCCAACACCCCUAAUGAAGAACACCAAGAUUUGGUCUCCAGCUUUAAACAGUUUAAGGACUCAAAUGUGAAAAGUAAACUCAUCUCUCAAGAAGCCACCAGUGCAAUUGAGUUACACUUGACAAAAGGAGACAUUCAGGGGGCAAAUGCUGUGAUCACUGCUGCCUUAAAAGAAAUCAGUGAUAUCCCACUCAACAUUGCUGUGACAGGGGAGUCUGGAUCAGGGAAGUCCAGUUUGGUCAAUACCCUGAGAGGGGUUAAGCAUGAAUCCAAAGAUGCAGCUCCCAUUGGGGUGUGUGAAACAACCAUCGAGAGAGCUUCAUACACUCACCCAAAUUUGCCCAAUGUGACGAUAUGGGAUCUACCUGGCAUCGGAACCACCAAUUUCCCACCAAAAGAUUAUCUUAAGAGAGUACAAUUUGUUGAAUAUGACUUUUUUAUUAUUGUUUCUGCUACACGCUUCAAACAAAAUGAUAUAGACCUGGCCGAGGUGAUCAGAAUGAUGGGAAAAAAUUUCUAUUUUGUGAGAACCAAGGUGGACUCUGACUUACGAAAUGAAAAGGAGUGUAAACCAUCCACAUUUAAUGAAAACAAAGUCUUGCAGAUGAUCCGAAAAAACUGUCUGGAUAACUUUAAGAAGAAUGGCAUGAUUGAACCACAAAUCUUCUUGGUCUCUAACAACAAUUUAUCUAAGUUUGAUUUCCCAAAACUCAUGGACACCCUAAUAAAGGAUGUCCCUGCUCAAAAGCGCCAUAUUUUUACGCUCUCCUUGCCUAAUAUUACUGAGGCAGCCAUUGAAAGAAAGCGGGAGUCUCUGAAGAAGUAUAUCUGGCUAGAAGCCUUUAAAGGUGGACUACAGGCUACCUUGCCUGCACUCGGCAUGAUCAGUGUCAAAGAUAUGAAGAAGCUGAAAGCAAGCUUAAACCACUUCCAACUCUUGUUUGGAGUGGAUGAUUUAUCACUGAAGCUUCUGGCCAAGGAUUUGCAAGUGCCUGUGGAACAACUCAAAGCAAUCAUUAAGUCUCCACAUUUGUUGGAAAUGGAAAAUGAAGAAACACUAAUGGAGACAUUUUGGGGCUAUGUGGAGAAAUUUUUUUCGGUUAAUGGAGGUCUUGUUGCUACAGGACUUUACUUUCAGAAAAUUUUUUAUUUGCAACUACAUUUCCUUGACACAGUGACAGAAGACGCUAAAGUUCUCCUGAAACAGUUAUAUUCAAGAGAAAAUUCAAACCUACCCUGCCCCACAGCUGCUGAUUGUAAUAAAAUCUAAUGUUCACCACCA
Messenger RNA from Chinchilla lanigera (long-tailed chinchilla), 1437 nucleotides. RefSeq names its product interferon-inducible GTPase 1-like. Lineage: Eukaryota; Metazoa; Chordata; Mammalia; Rodentia; Chinchillidae. Gene Ontology annotation, molecular function: GTP binding; GTPase activity. Gene Ontology annotation, biological process: cellular response to interferon-beta; defense response. Gene Ontology annotation, cellular component: endoplasmic reticulum membrane. The record is from RefSeq and is a predicted model, not a curated record. Bases 106 to 1425 code for a protein of 439 amino acids. The transcript is spliced from 2 exons.